UCGUAGAAUGCCGAAAAUAUCAAUUGUCAUUCAUUUAUUUGUAUUUUAUUGAUCGAAGUUAAAAAUUAACAAGAAAAAUUUAAAUUGUAAUAAAAUAAAUAAAAAUGAAUCUUCAGAAAAUUGUGAGGAAUGGACAGAUCUUAAAAGGCUUAACUAACAUUGGUAAAAGAAAUUUUUCAACAUCGUUUAUUCGCAGAGGAACGUUUAAAGUUCAAGAUGAAGAAGAUUUUUCCAAAAAAGUCGAAGAAAGUAAAGAGCCGGUGAUUGUCGACUUCUUUGCAACAUGGUGUGGUCCCUGUAAAGCAUUGGAGCCAAGAUUAGAAAAUAUUGUUGCAAAACGUAAAGGCCAAAUAAAUGUUGCAAAAGUAGAUAUUGAUUCAUUAGGAGAGCUUGCAGCUAAAUAUGAGGUUAGUACAAUUCCUGCAUUGGUUGCCUUUCGUAAUGGAAAAGUUGAAGAAAGGUUGGUUGGUUUGCAAGAUGAAGAUAAAUUAAAUAAUUGGGUAGAUAAAAUUCUUAACAGAAAGUAAAGAUGAAUAUUAUAAAAAUAGCAAAACAGAAAACUGUUGUAAAUAUGUAAAAUAACCUAAUAAAAAACAAAUUAACAUGA
Molecule: messenger RNA, 607 nt
Organism: Agrilus planipennis (emerald ash borer)
Lineage: Eukaryota; Metazoa; Arthropoda; Insecta; Coleoptera; Buprestidae
Product: thioredoxin, mitochondrial-like
Exons: 3
Coding region: 105-527 (140 amino acids)
Cellular component (GO): cytoplasm
Molecular function (GO): protein-disulfide reductase activity
Source: RefSeq, a predicted model, not a curated record